AUGCCUUUGCCUCAUUUUGGUAUCACGCAAGAGGUGAGGGUGUGUGACAGCUGCUACACUAAGUUAAACAAGAAGUCGAACAAGAUCCAUCGGCCGUCUCAGAGCCUUUCAAGCUCUCGCCAUAGGUCUGCCCGAGACCUCGCUGAUGCGGAACUACAACGCGCUAUUCAAUUAUCUCUGGAAGAAGUUGGUGCAGCAGGUGGACGUCGACCUGGAUAUGUUCCAUCUCCCUCCUCAUGGCAAUCUUCCGAGCCUCCUCUAGUCGAUCGGAAAACACGCCCAUAUGCAGGCUCGUCUACAAUACGAGAUGAGGAAGAUGACCCAGACCUCAAAGCCGCUAUUGAGGCAAGCCUGCGCGAGGCUAGCGCACCCAAGCCCAGUGCCCCUUUCAGUAUCGAGACACCGACAUCCGAACAACCAUCGUCAUAUGCCAACGGAUAUGGGUUCCCUCAGUCUUAUCCUCCAUCUUCUGCUACGCCGAAGCCGAAGGCUCUUACUUCGCCAAAUUACGAUCUAGAGCCGUUGGAGGCCGAUGCGAUACUGACCUUUAACCAGACGGUUGGACAAGUUCAAGCCCAGGGUAUUACAGAUUUGUCUAGGUAUCCUGCGGUCACGGAGCUAUACGAUAAGGCUAGCGCUCUGAGGCCCAAGUUAGCCAUGAGUCUCAAUGACACAGGUCGAAAAGAACAGGCCCUCCAAGAGAUGCAUGAGAAGCUUUCACAAGCUGUCAAACUGUAUGACAACCUCUUAACUGAACAGGUUUCGCGCCCAGCUUGGAGAUCCCCUUCUACCGUACCGUCGACCAGUUAUCAGCAUGUAAACGCUGGCUACGCGCCUCAGUAUCGACCGGCCGAUGGUGUUUACGGACAGUGGGCAGCGGAACCCCAGGCACAGACACCGGUGUCUCCUCGAACGCAAGGACAAUACCGCGCUCCUGAAUCCUCAUAUUACGACUCUUCGCAGCAUGAGCCCCGAAGCCCGGUCUCAGCUGGGACUUACACAGCGUCUGUGGGGCUUUCCUCUUUAAAUGCACAGAGGCAAACUGCUGGGCUUGAGCCUCAGCAGUUUGGUUCAUCCUCCCUGCCUCUGUCAUCGGCUUAUCAGCCACUCGCUCGAUCACAUACUGUUGCGGCGCACCCUGCGCAUGCCCCACCUCCACCCCCAUCCACCUACCUCCACCGACACAAUACGACUUCGCAUGCUCCUCAGCAACUUCAUCAGCUACAGCAACUCACCACUCCUCCUCAGUUGCCGAAUUUCCCAGUUGCGCCUACGGUACUCCCUCAACAAUAUUCUACAUACGAGUCGCCUGCGCCUUCAGUAGCUGAGUCUGAGAGGAAAGAGGCUUUAUUGAUUGAUCUCUGA
Molecule: messenger RNA, 1365 nt
Organism: Fibroporia radiculosa
Lineage: Eukaryota; Fungi; Basidiomycota; Agaricomycetes; Polyporales; Fibroporiaceae
Exons: 3
Coding region: 1-1365 (454 amino acids)
Biological process (GO): protein transport to vacuole involved in ubiquitin-dependent protein catabolic process via the multivesicular body sorting pathway; protein targeting to vacuole
Cellular component (GO): ESCRT-0 complex
Molecular function (GO): phosphatidylinositol-3-phosphate binding; ubiquitin binding
Source: RefSeq, a predicted model, not a curated record